Molecule: messenger RNA, 1434 nt
Organism: Ixodes scapularis (black-legged tick)
Lineage: Eukaryota; Metazoa; Arthropoda; Arachnida; Ixodida; Ixodidae
Exons: 1
Coding region: 1-1434 (477 amino acids)
Molecular function (GO): zinc ion binding; nucleic acid binding
Source: RefSeq, a predicted model, not a curated record
AUGACCAAGGGGGCUCAGGAAGCGAUGAGUGAAAGCGGCGAUAAGAGCCCGGCCAUGCUGGACGACAUGUCGGAGGGGGGAGGGAGUAAGAGCGAGAACGAGCUUAAGCUAAAAAUUGAAGCUCUAAAACUGCAACUCCAGCUCGCACAAAUUAACGCGAAGCAGGCAGGGGAGAAGGCGUGUUGCGGUGGAAAAGACGCGGGUGAAAGAAGCAAGAUGUCGGCAUACGCAAAGAAGCUGCGCGCGGUGUUGGCUCAGAUGCCAGAUGCCGAGUCCAUGGUCCCAGGGUGGUUCAAAAACGUAGACACGCUUUUCGCGUCGAUGAGCAUACCAGCGGAAGCACAGGGGGCCAUCAUUCUUCCGUUUCUAACGGAAAGAAUGAGGGCUUUCAGCGCGAAUCAGUCAGACGGACGGAUAAUGCCGUACCCAGAAUUGAAAGAAAAAAUUCUCAGGGAACUUAAGAUGACCGCCAACGAAUACCGGAGGUUAUUCCUCACAUCUCGAAAAACAGACGGCGAGUCGUGGGCACAAUUUUCCACGAAACUAGAGACGUUUUUUUUAUACUAUCUGAACAGUCGCGAGAUUCAGACUCUGGAUCAGCUGAAGCACCUCAUGGUGUCAGAUAGGUUGAAGCAAGUCAUGCCAGACGAAGUGAGAACCUACGUUCUCCAAAAUGAGACGAAUGGGUGGCUUAGGCCAAAGGAGGUAGUUGAGUUGGCGGAGAACUUUGACGAAAGCCGUCGUGGGAGAAAGCCUCGAGGCAGGGAGAAAGCGUGGGGCGGUGCACCCGUUCGAGGGCGAGAUGGGCAGCCGAAGGAGACUGCGCUGACGACGACUGACGGCGAGGGACGUGGCGCGGACCGAAUGAGGGCAAUUCGUUGCUUUGGUUGUGGCCAAACGGGACAUAUCCAGAGAAACUGUCAGCAAUCACGAAGGCAAGCAGACGAAGGUCAGGGGAACCAAAACAAACAUGACCCCCGAAAAUUGGUAGCCCAGGUGGCGUCUAUGCCCGCGGAAAAAGCUAAGGAGUGCGUCGAAAGGGCCGGUAUGAGUCUCAGGUGGGUGGAACUCCUAGUGGCAGACAGACCUCUGAAGGCCUGCCUAGAUUCCGGGGCAGAGAUUACGGUCUUGAGAUUGGAAACGGUUCCUGCGGCGUGCUUAGAACAGAGUAAAGGAACAAUCAAGUUGAAGGGAGCGUUCGGACAGGUGGUAACCGCAGAUUUGGCCUACGCGCCACUGAGUCUAGUAGUGGAGGGAGAAAGCGCGGGCCAGCAAGUCCUCACACUGUGUGCGAUCACCGACGAGUUGUCGGACAGUUUGGGAGCGUUGCUUACGCCAGAGGUGUACGAAGAACUACUGCAAGUUCGAUCAGUUCUCGAGAGGGAAGCGGUAGAAAUUCAAGUGAUGGAAAAUGAGAUGGACCAGGACUUCUGA